AUGAACGUCGCGCUCAUCUUCGGCAUCACCGGGCAGGAUGGCUCGUACCUGAGCGAGCUGCUGCUGGAGAAGGGGUACACCGUGCACGGGGUCAUCCGCAGGUGCAGCUCAUUUAACACCAAAAGGAUAGACCACAUUUUUGACCAACUCAAUCUGCAUUAUGGAGAUGUCCUGGACAGCAGCAGCAUCUGCAAAUUGAUAAGCAAAAUAAAGCCCCACGAAAUUUACAAUUUAGCUGCACAAAGUCAUGUAAAAGUCAGCUUCGAGUUGCCAGUCUACACAGCCGAAACCACGGCAGUAGGGACUUUACGCAUAUUGGAAGCAAUAAAAAUUUCGAACCUACCGGAUGUCAAAUUUUAUAAUGCUUCUACCUCUGAGUUGUUUGGCAGCUCUACUGAUGAUAGGCAACAUGAAAGCACUCCAUUUAAUCCUGUCUCCCCGUACGCAAUUGCAAAAUUAUAUUCCCAUUAUAUAACGAUAUGUUAUAGGAAGUCGUAUCAAAUGUUCUGUGUGAAUGGCAUUCUUUUUAAUCAUGAAAGCCCAAGGAGAGGAGAAACGUUCGUAACUAGGAAAAUUACCAGAGGGGUAGCCAACAUCUGUAAGAAUAGACAAAACUGCUUAGUAUUAGGGGAUCUAUCUACCUACCGAGAUUGGGGGCAUGCAAAGGAUUACGUUCGAGCUAUGUAUCUAAUGCUGCAACAGGAUGAGCCGGACGACUUUGUCAUAAGCUCAAAUGAAAAACAUACGGUGAAAGAAUUUUGCGAGAUUUCCUUUUCCUUCGUUGGGAUAUUCUUAAAAUGGAAAGGAACGGGCAUUCAAGAGGUCGGGGUAGAUCAGCACGAUCGCGUGCUUAUUAAAAAGGACCCCAGAUAUUAUCGAGAGUGUGAUGUGUUCCAUUUGCAUGGCGAUUCUUCUAAGGCGCGCCAAAAGCUGCAGUGGGCUCCGACGUAUUCCUUCUUCCAACUCAUUUAUGAGAUGCUCACGUAUGAUUUCGAGCAGUGCAGUUUGCCGAUCGAUGACUUUGACACGUGCGUAAGCAGGUAUGAGAAUUACCGGGGUGUGCCUACGAAAUAG
This is a messenger RNA of Plasmodium vivax (malaria parasite P. vivax), 1074 nucleotides long. Its product is annotated as GDP-mannose 4,6-dehydratase, putative. Bases 1 to 1074 code for a protein of 357 amino acids. Gene Ontology annotation, biological process: GDP-mannose metabolic process. Gene Ontology annotation, molecular function: GDP-mannose 4,6-dehydratase activity. The transcript has a single exon. Lineage: Eukaryota; Apicomplexa; Aconoidasida; Haemosporida; Plasmodiidae. The record is from RefSeq and is a predicted model, not a curated record.